AUGUUAAAAGCAGUAACAUCCAUCAAGAAUAAACUGAUAAGCUUGAAAAAUUUGAACUCUAAAAUCUCACCUGAUGAUUACAAUAUUAUAAAAGAAGGCCGUGCUGAGAUCUUGUUUCCAAAAGAGGAAACUGUCUUUUAUAAUCCAAUUCAACAAUUUAACAGAGAUUUGAGUGUUACAUGUAUCAAAGCAUGGAAUAAUUUGUAUGGUCCAAAGGCUAAGAAUAAUAGAAAAACAGUUAUCAAGCCAUCUCAUAAACGUGCUAACGAGGAUUCCGAUUCGGAUGACCAAACAUCUAUUAAGCAUAGAAAGCUAGAAGAUGGCUCAGUUCAGGUCGAAACUUUUGUUCACCGCAAACCAUAUCUUAAAAUUCUAGAAGCUCUUUCAGCAACAGGUUUACGUGCUAUCAGAUAUGCUAAAGAAAUUCCCAACGUUAAAGAAAUUGUUGCAAAUGAUUUACUACCCGAAGCUGUUGAAUCUAUUAGAAGAAAUGCACAAUAUAAUAAUGUUUUAGACAUAGUUAAACCAAAUCAAGAUGACGCCAAUGUCUUAAUGUACCGUAAUAAGGCUCAAAAUAAGAAGUACCAUAUUAUAGAUUUAGAUCCAUACGGAACUGUUACACCAUUUGUCGAUGCAGCUUUUCAAAAUAUCGAAGAUGAUGGUUUAAUGCUUGUUACUUGCACUGACUUAUCAGUUUUAGCUGGUAAUGGCUAUCCAGAAAAAUGUUUUGCAUUAUAUGGUGGUGUUAAUAUGAUAAGCCAUGAAGCUACACAUGAAAGUGCUUUAAGAUUAGUGUUAAACUUAUUAGGGCAAACUGCUGCAAAAUACAAGAAAAGCAUCGAGCCAUUAUUAUCACUAAGUAUUGAUUUUUAUGUUCGUGUUUUUAUUAAAGUUAAAACAUCACCUAUUAAAGUCAAAGAUUUACAAUCCAAUACCAUGAUCACUUACCAUUGUUCUAAUUGUGGUUCCUUUGCCAAUCAACCAUUAGGUCGUAAGAGUGAAAAAGUUGGUAAGAAGUCUAGUAAACCUUAUGUUAAAUUUGCUCCAGCUUCCGGACCUCCUGUAAACGAAAAAUGUCAAUUUUGUGAUGGCACCUUCCAUUUAGCUGGCCCAAUGUAUGCUGGUUCAUUACACAAUGAUGAAUUUGUUAAAGAAGUUUUACGUAUUAAUAAAGAAGAACAUUCUAAGAAAAAGGAAUUUGAGGGAGUAUACGGCACCACCAAAAGAAUCGAAGGUAUGGUAACUCUUGCCGCUCAAGAAUUAAAAGAUGCACCAUUUUAUUUCAGCCCUAAUAAUGUUUCCUCUAUUAUUAAAUUGCAAGUCCCACCAUUAAAGAGAAUUGUUGCUGGUUUAGGUUCAUUAGGUUACCAGUCUUCGUUAUCUCAUGCUAAACAUUCAUGCUUGAAGACUAAUGCUCCAUGGGAAGCCAUUUGGUACGUUAUGAGAGAGAGCCAAAAAAUUGAUUUCCCAGAUAUUGAUAUGAACAAAAAAUUAUCUAAAAUGAAUAAAAAUACCGCUGGAUAUAAGAUUUUAAGUAAAAUGAAUGAAUGGUUACCAAAAGAAGAAGAUAGCAUUGCCAAAGAAAAUAAGAAUGCAGAUGAAAAACCUAAGAAGGAUUACGGUGAAAUAGAUUACUCUAGAAAGAAUAAUUCUUUUGAUAUCACAAAAUUAUCGUUUGAACCCAACGAGCAAAGUAACAAAGUAGAAGGAUUAAGACAUUUGAAAAUGGUCAGAUACCAAGAAAAUCCAACCAAGAAUUGGGGUCCAAAGGCUCGUCCAAAUUCUUCAUAG
Henningerozyma blattae CBS 6284 is the source of this 1791-nucleotide messenger RNA. RefSeq names its product tRNA (guanine26-N2)-dimethyltransferase (gene TRM1). Gene Ontology annotation, molecular function: RNA binding. Gene Ontology annotation, cellular component: nucleus. The record is from RefSeq and is a predicted model, not a curated record. Lineage: Eukaryota; Fungi; Ascomycota; Saccharomycetes; Saccharomycetales; Saccharomycetaceae. The coding region runs from base 1 to 1791 and encodes 596 amino acids. The transcript has a single exon. Gene Ontology annotation, biological process: tRNA N2-guanine methylation.